Messenger RNA from Staurois parvus, 1693 nucleotides. NCBI's taxonomy places the organism in Eukaryota, Metazoa, Chordata, Amphibia, Anura, Ranidae. The record is from the annotation of a GenBank genome assembly.
AUGUCUUUGCUGGACUCCACGUAUCUCAGCAGCAUCAAAGGAGCACAGGCCUUCAUCAGCAUGGACCCCAACCUGCUACGAUUUCCGGAGGUCGUUCUAGAAAGGAUCCAGAUAAAGAUAGAGGAUGACCCAUCGCCUUCCAUCAAUACAGACGGAGAGGAUGAGAAAAAGGAAAUGAAGGACGAAGAAUGGCCAAACAAGACGCAGCAAAAUGGGGAGGUGUCCUACUACACCCACGUGGGGAGCGCAGUGUACCGGAGCCGAGGCUCUGGGAAGGAACGCAGGAAAGACGCGGUCAGAGCGGGUCACAGAUUUGGAUGCAUUGGCUCCCUGAGUGAGAUGGAGCGCGGCGGAGGACACCGGCGGGGAGGGAGGAAGAAGAGAGGCGGCUGGCACCAUUUGGCCUUCCGGGACCGCCAGCAGUUCCAGCGCAAACUGAAGAAACACAACAUGACGUACAUGGAGGAGGAGCGCCAGAGGGGGCAGCGCUUCAGCGAGGAGGAGAACGAAGCUCUGGUGGAGAACGUCCUCAUUUAUUACCGGGAAUUAUGCGGUCACUCCGCCGUGAAGGGCAGCGCCACGCGGAAGAGGCGGCUGUGGCAGGAGGUGGUGAACAAAGUCAACAGCGUGGCAACGACGUACCGGACCAUCGAGGUGUGCAAGAAGCGCUACGGCGACUGCAGGCGAGCGGUGAAGCUGAAGAUGGCGGCUCUGGAGCAGCAGGCGCUGGGAAGGGGCGACCCCCACGAGCAGAUCAGAUUCAACAGCUGGGAGGACAAACUGCGGCAGAAGAUCUCCGCUCUGAUGUGCGGCGGAGGGCAGCAGGUCCUGGAUACGUGCGAACCUACCAUGCUGGAGCUCGCCGGCCUCAACCCCAUGGAGAUCCUUGGCUCCGCCCUCUGCCAUUCCUGGACCCCCACCGUGGACACGGCAGCCUCCUCCAUCGGCAGCGGGGGGCUCGGUGGAGACGUUCUCCGGAGGGUGAAGAGGCCACGUCACCCCUGGACGUGCAGAUUGUCAGCGAAUGGUCGGAGGUGGAGUCGCCCCCAAAAUCACAGCGAGAGGACGGAGCUGCCUGAACCCCCAUCAGAGCCCAAAGCCUCCGCCCACAUGGACAGCGGCGAACAUGUGACCGACCCUCAGCCCGCCAUUCACCGACCAGCAUUACCAGCGUCUCCAGGAGGAGCUGAACCAGAGCCUGAGGCAGAUGACGAGGGCCCACAGCUCCGAGCUGCACAAGCUGCGGGAGAACGUUGGUGGAGGGCCACAGUCGCAUCGUACAGCACCUGGAGGGCGUGGCCUCGGAGGUGCGGGAGUUAAACGCCCACGUGCGGCAGAUCCACCAUGAACCAAGCGCACUUCAACCUCAUGUUCCAGAACUAUCUCAGUGACACCAAACAGUUCUAACGGGGCCAUGGUGCAAGCCAUGAGGAAUCUACAGCAGCCCCAAGCCGUCAGCCCCAUGGCUUCCGCCGCGUCCUGCCCCUGCGGCGUCACCUAAGGCCCCACCCAUCGCCAACCCCGCCCAAUCCGCUGCUACUGACUUCAAACGCCUGACUUUACCACCCUGUCCCCGGCGGGAUCGGCCGAACCGGCCUCCGCCUCCUCCACCGCAUCAGAGGUACCGGUCUACACCAGCAACCACAGCACCCGGAGGUCCUCUUCAGCCUUCCAACCCCAAAAAAACCAUUAA